CUUUCCUUUCUUCCGUCGUCGCUGCCUUAUGACGUCAUCGAAUCGCUGCUGAAACUGGAGCGUAGUGAAACCAUGGACAAAAACAGAUCACUGAAUCUUGUAAAGGUACAUGGUGUUGGGGGUUAUGACUCAGACUUUAGUGAUGAUGAAAUUCAAGAAGAAACAUCUGACCAGAAAAAGAAAAGGAUACGUAAAGAUGACCCUCUGCUCCAAAAGACAUUUCAGAAAGGAAAGCAUGUUAAGUUGGUCCACAAGCAUCUCGCAGCUCAAGAAUGGGAUAGGGAAGAAGCAAGAAACAGACGGCAUCACUUGAUUUCAAUGAAUGCUUAUGACAGACACAAAAAGUUUGUCAGUGAUUAUAUAUUGUUUUAUGGUGGCAAGGAGGAGGACUUUAAGCGCUCCACAGAAAAAGACAAAACAGAUGUGGAUGUGAUCAAGGAAAACCAUCGGUUCCUGUGGAGAGAGGAAGAUGAAGACGAUAUGACUUGGGAGAAAAAUCUGGCAAAGAAAUACUAUGAUAAAUUAUUCAAAGAAUAUUGCAUUGCUGAUCUCAGCAGAUAUAAAGAAAACAAGUUUGGUUUCAGAUGGCAAGUGGAGAAGGAAGUUGUUUCAGGAAAAGGCCAGUUCUUCUGUGGAAACAAGAACUGUGAUACAAAGGACGGUCUGAAAAGCUGGGAGGUGAACUUUGGCUACGUUGAACAAGGGGAGAAGAGGAACGCCCUUGUAAAACUGCGACUGUGUCCAGAAUGUUCCUUCAAAUUAAACUUCCAUCACAGGAGGAAAGAAGUUAAACCAAAGAAGAGGCAGAGAACAGAGGAAGGUGAAGAUGAACCACUGUCAAAAAAAUCCAAAUCAUCAGUGACCAAGAAACACAGAAGCAAGGGGAAAAGAAAAGCAGAAAGUCAUUCACCUAAAAGUUCAGAGGACUCGGAUGCAUCUGAUAGAGAUUCUGACAACUGUGAUGAAACAGAAGGCCCCUCUGAUGCAGACUAUUGGAAAGGUCCUGCGCCAAGUGUAGACGAGAAAACAAGGGAAGAAGAGUUUGAUGACUAUUUUCAAGAUAUGUUUCUUUGACUCACUGAAGAUGGCCCUUGUAUCAGAAAGGCGCACAGUUAAUUCAACGCAGGGAAGGGAGAAGAAGCCCCUAGGACCCAAAUGUACUCUGACAGAUUUGCGAUUUUCUUU
This is a messenger RNA of Acipenser ruthenus (sterlet), 1185 nucleotides long. RefSeq names its product FRA10A associated CGG repeat 1 (gene fra10ac1). The transcript is spliced from 14 exons. Bases 73 to 1074 code for a protein of 333 amino acids. Gene Ontology annotation, molecular function: phosphatase activity. NCBI's taxonomy places the organism in Eukaryota, Metazoa, Chordata, Actinopteri, Acipenseriformes, Acipenseridae. Gene Ontology annotation, biological process: dephosphorylation. The record is from RefSeq and is a predicted model, not a curated record.